Molecule: messenger RNA, 3798 nt
Organism: Toxotes jaculatrix (banded archerfish)
Lineage: Eukaryota; Metazoa; Chordata; Actinopteri; Toxotidae
Product: protein ABHD8-like
Exons: 5
Coding region: 218-1636 (472 amino acids)
Molecular function (GO): catalytic activity
Source: RefSeq, a predicted model, not a curated record
GGAUGCCUACUUUAUCAUCAAUGCAAGCCCCUCCGUGUUCUGUGAUAGCAGUCUAAUAAGAAGCAUUUACUAUUUUGCAGCAUAGCUCUUGCGUAGACAAAUUGUUGCACCAAAUGCAACGUUUUUCUCAGUUCAGUUUCGUCGGCCCCUGACUUGUCAUCCUUUUGGUGCACAUUUCCAAUCACCUUAAUCAUCAGUAAUUCUGCAGGGAAGCGCCAUGCUGACCAGCAUCACUGAAGGGAUACUGUGCUGCCUGACUGGGAAGGCUGCCAGUCUGGUCUUGCCUCUGGAGUCGUCAGAACCCUCUGAUGGAUUUGAGUUUGUGGAGGUGAAACCUGGGAGAGUCUUGCGAGUGCGGCACAUCGUCCCUGAGCGUCAGCCCUUAGUGACGGAGGACCAAGUUGCAGGCAAGGACAAGACGGAUGGUGACUGCGGUGAUGACAGCUCUCCGGAGGAUAACGAGAGCAAUACUGGCAGCAGUGUCCACUGUAAGAGGAAGAUCACAGUCUACCGCAACGGCCAGCUGGUGAUUGAGAAUCUUGGUGACGUUUUGCACUCUGAGAUUCUGCAGUGUCAGGAUGGGGAUCUGGAGCCCUGUAGCACUGUGGAGGUGGAGCUGGCUGAUUACAAAGAAAUGGCCUCCUCUCCAGACCCCAACCCUGUUCCUCCUCCGGUUCCUCCACCUGCUGGGGAACAGAAACCUGCUCCGCCUCCUCGCCGCCGUCGCCGCAAGCCCAAGCGCACGGUGUUUAUUGACUCAAAGAGGGUGAUCUCAAGCUGCAAAGGGACGCACUCAGACGUAGCGCUGUUCUUUGUGCAUGGCGUGGGAGGCUCUCUGGACAUUUGGGGCAGCCAACUAGACUUCUUCUCCCGGUUGGGCUAUGAGGUCAUCGCGCCGGAUCUGGCAGGGCAUGGAGCCAGCACUGCCCCACAGAUUGCAGCAGCUUACACAUUUUAUGCCCUGGCAGAGGACCUACGUGCCAUCUUUAAGAGAUAUGCUCGUAAACGCAACAUUCUCAUUGGCCACUCAUAUGGCGUGUCUUUUUGCACCUUCCUGGCCCAUGAAUAUCCUGAUUUGGUCCAUAAGGUAGUGAUGAUCAAUGGAGGGGGUCCCACAGCUCUGGAGCCCAGCCUGUGCUCCAUCUUCCAACUGCCAUCUUGCGUCCUUCACUGUCUGUCACCGUGUCUGGCCUGGAGCUUCCUCAAAGCUGGAUUUGCCCGUCAGGGCGCCAAAGAAAAGCAGCUGUUGAAGCAGGGUAAUGCCUUCAAUGUGUCUCCAUUUGUCCUGCGAGCCAUGAUGAGUGGCCAGUACUGGCCUGAGGGGGAUGAGGUCUACCAUGCUGAGCUCACUGUGCCCAUCCUUCUGGUUCAUGGCAUGUGUGACAAGUUUGUGCCCAUGGAAGAGGACCAGCGCAUGGCAGAGAUCCUCCUCUUUGCGUUCUUAAAAGUCAUUGAGGAAGGAAGUCACAUGGUCAUGAUGGAGUGUCCUGACACUGUCAACACCCUCCUCCAUGAGUUCUUUCUAUGGGAGCCUGACAUGUCUAAAAAAGACAGCACCAAGACAGACACAGAGAAGACAGUUUCUGUCAGUGACACUCACCACACACUGAAAAUCAAUAAUCUUAUGGACAAAUAACCUACGAGGAGUCUAGUUUUAUCACAGAACCAAGCGGAAGGCCUUUUUUGGCAGUUGGCAUGGUUUCUUAAGGCUGCUCCCAGGCUGAGAGCUGUUAUAUACAGGGCCACAUCUUAAGGAUGCAGACGGCCACUGGUGCUUCAAGAUAAAGCAGGACUUGGGCGUGGUGCCAACUAGAGAAUGAUGGAACAAACAUAAGGACGAGAGGAACGGAUGCAAAUACACAGUCAGUUUCUGCUUCGCUUUUUGAUACGAGUCUGUGCUCCAUCACGUCAUGUUUGCAAAACAACACAAUACCUGGAGAUCAAAAGGACGAUGUCCAUUUGUGAUUUGUGUAUAAAAUGUUUCUGGUGAAGAACUGACUAUUACAAGAUGCAGAAGGCAUAAAAUCCAUGAAAUGGUUUCUGAAUUUCCUCGCCUUUACUUUAAAUAUUCUGUAAAUUACUGCAGAGCUUCUGUUCUACCUUAAUGAAAUGGUUAUUAACUCAUUGGUUCCAUCUUACAUCUGCUUUCAGUGAGGAGCUGGCAAAUUAGUAUGUACUGGGUUGAGAAAUUAUUUGCCAGAAUGAUGGUGAAGGAGAGAUUACAAUAAAAUUAAACUGUUGAUAAUAAUAAUUUAUUAUCAAAUACUGACAGGAUGGUAGAGGGAAAUGGAUUAAAACAUUAAAUACAUGCUAAUGUAUAUGCAAAAUUUAAUUACUAAUUGCGCCACAUGCAUACAUAAAAUGCAUUCUGUCUGAAGGAAACACAAGAAUUCAUUGUUCACCUGCCAUCAAGUCAGCUAUUAUUCACAUUCAUACACUGUGCAAUGCAUACCAUCUCAAACAUGACAAAUCACAAUCAUAACUAUUAUCAGUGAAAUUGGCUCAUCUAUUUCCAAAUUACAGCACUUUAUUUUCCAUAUAUUGAACUCUAAUAUAAAAUCUAAAUCCAAAAAGCUGUGUGUGGCUAUGUUAAGCACAAUAUAACCAGUUCAUCAAUUCAUAGUUGCAUGAAAAGAAACUAAUAUUCAAUGAGAGAUUUAUUUAAAAAACAAACAUGAACUGGAUGCCUAAUGGUUCCUCUCCUUUAUUCUAGCAGCCAUUUCUUCAGAACUAUAUAAUAAUAUCCUAAGGAUACAAAGUACUGAGGCCCUGCAUGAGUUCAGAUUAUGAAAAGAUACGGGGAUUGUUUCAGACACUUGCAAUAUAUUCUCAUAUUGAAAAAUUCCCAGUGGACUAAUCUUUAAUCAAAUGAGUGUUCCUCUUAAUGUGUAAGUAUUAUUCUGCCUUUAUUCUGAAAUAACAGCAACUGCCAUAACAAAUUGUGGUUGUAUUGACCGCUUUAAGCUGUUGUGUCUCUAAGCUGAUAAAUGCAAACCAACUGUGUGUUUCCCUACUACUCUCCAGUCCACCAUAUUUAUCUUAUAGUGUCAGACUGAAAGAAUGAGCUGAACAUUAUGCUUACUGGAAGACAUUCAUUCAUGGGUGUUGCUUUGUCUCAUAGUGGGACAGUAAGGUGCGAGUAAAAGCACAGUCUGUUAUGCUUCCUGACAGUGCUCAUCUGUUGACUGGAUAGUUUAUACUGUUUUGAGUAGCAGAACAUAAAGUAAAUUGGUGGAUUUGAAACCGGGUGUCCAAAGCUUGAAAUCAAAUAUGACAUGGCCAAAGGAGAAAGCCCCCUUAAAAAGAGGGACAUCUGUACUCAUCAUGCCGGUCUGUUAUAUAUGCAUUUUGACAGAAUGCGGAUGCAACAUGACUGGUCUUAUGCAACUGGAACAAAAUAGAGAGAAACAGAAUGGAAAUAGACUGACCUGGCACUGACGCCUCUAAAACGUUAUAUAUUCUCUAUGGACUUUCCAAAAACCAACAAGUGCUGCUGAUGCAAUGUACUGUAUGUUUCCUUUGGUGUAAAAGGUCAGUAAAACUGUAUGGACUACAGGGUGCACAUGUACUUCCUCUUAUGCUAAAAGUGUGCAUAUACAAAUUGUCAGUGCUCAUAUGUGCUAUAUCUUGUGGUUAACAAAAUGUGCUAAUUGUUAUUGUUGCAUUUAUUCAUGGGAAUCAUAAUAUAUGCACUGCCUGAGCGUAGAUGCAUAUAACAUUAUAUAGCCUAUGAAAACAGUUGGAUUCAGUGUAUGGAUGUGCCUUUCCCGGCAUGAAAUAAAACAGAUGUUCACAGUC